This is a messenger RNA of Engraulis encrasicolus (European anchovy), 2200 nucleotides long. Its product is annotated as pre-mRNA-splicing factor RBM22-like. Gene Ontology annotation, cellular component: U2-type catalytic step 1 spliceosome; U2-type catalytic step 2 spliceosome; Prp19 complex. Lineage: Eukaryota; Metazoa; Chordata; Actinopteri; Clupeiformes; Engraulidae. The record is from RefSeq and is a predicted model, not a curated record. Gene Ontology annotation, molecular function: metal ion binding; pre-mRNA binding; U6 snRNA binding. The transcript has 11 exons. The coding region runs from base 99 to 1391 and encodes 430 amino acids.
UCGACCUCGGGAAACUUGACCCAUCGCCUCGUCCAUGAUACUGUUGUACAGCUCUAGUGCGCAACUCUUGCACCAGUGGUACGCGGGAGCAGAGGAAGAUGGCGACAUCCCUUGGAGCAAACACAUAUAACAGACAAAAUUGGGAAGAAUCAGACUUCCCCAUCCUUUGCCAGACAUGUCUAGGAGAAAACCCAUACAUCCGAAUGACCAAAGAGAAGUAUGGAAAAGAAUGCAAGAUCUGUGCACGACCAUUCACUGUAUUCCGCUGGUGUCCCGGUGUCCGUAUGCGUUUCAAGAAAACAGAAGUGUGCCAGACGUGUAGCAAGAUGAAAAAUGUCUGCCAGACCUGUCUUUUGGACCUGGAGUAUGGUCUGCCCAUUCAGGUGCGAGACACUGGCCUGUCUGUCAAGGAUGACAUGCCCAAGUCAGAUGUCAACAAAGAGUACUUCACACAGAACAUGGAAAGAGAGAUCCAGAUGUCGGACGGCACACGGCCGGUGGGCCUGCUGGGCAAGGCUCCGGGCCACAGCGACAUGCUGCUGAAGCUGGCCCGCACCACGCCCUACUACAAGAGGAACCGGCCGCACAUCUGCUCCUUCUGGGUCAAGGGCGAGUGCAAGAGAGGAGAGGAGUGCCCCUACAGGCACGAGAAGCCCACAGAUCCAGACGACCCCCUGGCGGACCAGAACAUUAAGGACCGUUACUACGGCAUUAACGACCCGGUGGCCGACAAGCUGCUGAAGCGGGCGGCCGCCAUGCCUCGCCUGGACACGCCCGAGGACAAGACCAUCACCACCCUCUACAUCGGAGGCCUGGGGGAGAACAUCAACGACUCAGACCUCAGGAGCUUCUUCUACCAGUUUGGGGAGAUCCGCACCGUGACGGUGGUGCAGCGGCAGCAGUGUGCCUUCAUCCAGUUCGCCACGCGCCAGGCCGCCGAGCUGGCCGCCGAGAAGUCCUUCAACAAGCUCAUCCUGGGCGGACGCAGGCUCACUGUCAAGUGGGGCAGGUCCCAAGGAGCUAAGGGACGAGAAAAGGACCAAGACGGGAUUCCCGACCCAGGCAACAGGCUCGAGCCUGUACCAGGACUUCCAGGAGCCCUUCCCCCACCCCCUGCUCCAGAGGAGGAGGUACCCGCCAACUACUUCAACCUGGACCCAUCUACCUCGUCGGCAGCCAUGAACAUGCCCCUGCUGCCCCCCCCCGGCAUGCCCAACCCCCCACCUCCAGGUUUUGGACCCCCGAUGUUCCACCACCACCACCACCACCACCACCCCAUGGGACCGCCCCCUCCCCCUCCCAUGGGCCUGCGACCCCCAGGCCACAUCCACUAUCCCUCCCAGGAUCCUCAGCGCAUGGGCGCCCACGCCAACCGCCACUCGGCAGAGUAACCACCAGAGCCCACUAACUAACCAGCCCUACUGUCAGCUCUGCCCAAUGACGUUACAGUACCAGCUUUCCGCCGCUGUUCCCAGCCUAACGUCGUACCUUUUGACUUGGUCUCACGCUUGAUGGCGAUGCUGAGAUGAAUGGUCUUGGUGGUGGUCUUUGAUGACUUGCCAGUCGGUUCAUAUACAAAGCAGUAGGUUGUGGUUAAUGCUUAACACUCCCAGUCCUUACCUGUUGUGUCAAUGGAUGACCACACUGUUGGCUGAAACUGCUGCUAAAUAUACUUGAUGUUAACCGUUGCGUUGCUAACCUGACAAGACCGUAAUGGCAUGAAGGCUGACAGGAGAACAAAUGUUUUGGAAGAUCAGUCACAGACACCUGAAGGGUUGAUGGGUGUUUUCAGCAAUUUAUACAGUGUUAAUUUAGUAUUCCCACGUACCUGCAGUUUUUGUAAACGUGGAAGUGUGGAUAACUGUAGUUUAACAUUUCCUUUCAAAUCAAGCCCUGGACGACCCCUGGAGUUUAAAAUGUUUGAUCUUUUCAUUUGAUUUUUAAACUGGGGUAUAGACUGAACAUCUAAAAUGAGGAUUUCACUGUUUUGGAGGAAUAAUUGGUCCUUUUUUCGAGAGUUUUAGAGUUGUGAUGGAAAUUCAUUAGAUACUAUGUGGUGGCUCAUGCUAGACAUGCUAGGUAACAAUUCCCCACAAAAUUCAGGGCAAAAAAGAGACUAAAAUACAAAAGCAGAUAUACACACAUAUUGCACCUGUCACGGCCCGUGUAAAACAAUAAAAUAUUCCUCUUUCACAAGUCA